GGGACCCCCCGGCCGGGGCCAAGCUCUUCCCCUUUCCAGGGCUGGGAGAAGGUUAAGGGCUUGGCACAUUCUCUUCGAGAGAAAUGGUACUCAAGGAGUCUGUGAAAUGGGCCUGGAGCUAGCACUGGGUUUCCAGAGAACUGCCUAAGGGGGUGGUGUAAAGGGCCUCAGAGGAGCAGCUGGUGUGGCAUCUGGUGCUGGAAGAAGAGCGGGAGCUGAGGCGGGUGUCAGCUAGAGGAGGGUGGUAAGCCCUGUGACAGAAGUGUCCCCCUGGACCACUGUUGAGCGCCUGGAGCCAGCCGAGUGUUUUCGGUCAGGUUCCUCUCUUUUGUAACGGUUACUGGAGGCGCGAGCUCCGGUGAAGCCUUUCCAACGUGUCGGGACAGAUGAAGAUGUGAUACCUGGCAGUGGCUGAAGCCAAGUCGAGGAUCUGAGACUUUGGGAUGUUUUUCGUUGACGAGGUCUCUCAGCACUUUGAAGAAGUGUGGAGGAAGACCUUGAAUCAGGACAGGGGUUUGAAAUGCUGAGUUUUUUGUUUUCUGUAGUACCUACUGGUCAUAUUGGGUCAAGUAAUUAAUGUGUGUGUGUGUGUGUGCCCUGACCUGAAGGUAGUAAUUGUGGGAAAUUGAGUUUUGAGGUUAUUUGAAUAUUCUUCGGAACUUCCUUGGCACACAAAUAUGGAAUGAAAACAGGCCAAAUACCAUAUCCAAAUCCCUUAAGGCAUAAUUUCAUGCUUAUUGUAAUCAAGAAAUAUAAGGGUAACCUAAAUAUAAAGACCGUCUGAUGGAGUUGCUUUUUGGCUCUCUAUUUUAAUUUUGAAAGAUGGAUGCUGAAUUUUGCUUUUUAAUUUUUAGAGUACGUUAUUGGAGCUGGAAGGUUUAAAACUAGGAAAGGGUUUAAUCCUAUCUCUGCCACUUCCUAGCUCACAGUGAAAUCAUAGACAAGAGAAAGCAACCAGUGAAAUGAAUACUGCUGAGGACUGGGGACUCAUUUUGGAUAUUUGUGAUAAAGUUGGUCAGUCUCGCACUGGACCUAAAGAUUGUCUUCGGUCUAUUAUGAGGAGGGUGAAUCAUAAAGAUCCUCAUGUUGCUAUGCAAGCUUUGACUCUUCUAGGAGCAUGUGUGUCAAACUGUGGCAAAAUUUUUCAUUUAGAAGUGUGCUCAAGAGAUUUCGCUAGUGAAGUAAGCAAUGUGUUAAAUAAGGGUCAUCCAAAAGUAUGUGAAAAAUUAAAGGCUCUUAUGGUUGAAUGGACAGAUGAAUUUAAGAAUGAUCCGCAGCUUAGCCUGAUAUCAGCAAUGAUUAAGAACCUUAAAGAACAAGGAGUUACGUUCCCAGCUAUUGGCUCUCAGGCUGCAGAACAAGCAAAAGCAAGCCCAGCUCUGGUAGCCAAGGAUCCUGGUACUGUGGCAAACAAAAAGGAAGAAGAAGAUUUAGCAAAAGCCAUUGAGUUGUCAUUGAAGGAACAAAGGCAGCAGUCCACCACCCUUUCCACCUUGUAUCCGAGCACAUCCAGUCUCUUAACUAACCACCAACACGAAGGCCGAAAAGUCCGUGCUAUAUAUGACUUUGAAGCUGCUGAAGAUAAUGAACUUACUUUUAAAGCUGGAGAAAUUAUUACAGUUCUUGAUGACAGUGAUCCCAAUUGGUGGAAAGGUGAAACCCAUCAAGGCGUAGGGUUAUUCCCAUCUAAUUUUGUGACUGCAGAUCUCACUGCUGAGCCAGAAAUGAUUAAAACAGAGAAGAAGACGGUACAAUUUAGUGAUGACGUUCAGGUAGAGACAAUAGAGCCAGAGCCGGAACCAGCCUUUAUUGAUGAAGAUAAAAUGGAUCAGUUGCUACAGAUGUUGCAAAGUACAGAUCCCAGUGAUGAUCAGCCAGAUCUUCCAGAGCUGCUUCAUCUGGAAGCAAUGUGUCACCAGAUGGGACCUCUCAUUGAUGAAAAGCUAGAAGAUAUUGAUAGAAAACAUUCAGAACUCUCAGAACUUAAUGUUAAAGUGAUGGAGGCACUUUCAUUGUAUACCAAGUUAAUGAAUGAAGAUCCGAUGUAUUCUAUGUAUGCAAAAUUACAGAAUCAGCAGUAUUAUAUGCAGUCAUCUGGUGUUUCUGCUUCUCAGGUAUAUCCAGGGCCUCCACAGAGUGGUGCUUACCUGGUUGCAGGGAAUGCACAGAUGAGCCAUCUUCAGAGCUACAGCCUUCCCCCCGAGCAACUGUCUUCUCUCAGCCAAGGAGCGGUUCCACCAUCUGCAAACCCAGCCCUUCCUGGUCAGCAGACCCACGCUGCUUACCCGAACACAAUGGUUAGUUCUGUUCAAGGAAGUACGUAUCCCAGCCAGGCUUCGGUAUAUAGUCCUCCUCCUGCUGCUGCCACUGCUGCUGAUGUCACUAUGUACCAGAAUGCAGGAACUAAUUUGUCCCAGGUGCCAAACUAUAAUUUAACAUCAUCAACACUGCCUCAGCCAGGAGGCAGCCAGCAGCCACCUCAGCCACAACAACCAUAUUCUCAGAAGGCUCUGCUAUAGGACCUGGUAUUCCUCUUUGUGGGAGAUAUCUGCUAAAUGCCGCAGACAAUAUUAGGAGAGUGAUUAAUAUCUUAAGGUUUGUUUGUCCUCAACUCAUAGGAAUCUAUCUUGAUCAGCAAGUUAAAAUAUUCAAGAAGGUAGGACUCUCUCCAGUUUGCACUGACUUUUUCGAGGUUCUCCUCCCCCUCCCAAGCCCCCAGAGGAAUGAAACUACUUACAACAUUUAAUUCCUUUUAUAAUACAAAGAAUUGAUACACGAUUAUUUGUCUCGUAAAAUUACCUGGUCUGCAAAAGGUCAAACUUAUAAAAACUGUCUUGGGAAAUGUCAUGUACAUCUAUUAAUAUGUAACUUCAUUAGUGCCCAUUUGAAUCACAGUGGUGAUCAUGUGAAUAUAUUUAACACUGUUAAAUUAAUUUGCAUUGCUAUUUUAUUUUAAUCAUGAACAACUACCAUGUUUCAUAAUGUAUUGUGUACAUUUUAAAUAAUUACACUAUCCUUUUAAACUGCAAGAGAACAAAGUUGUAGCAUAUUUACUGAAGACAUUAUAUUGUCCAGAUUUCAGGUUCACAUUAAGUGGAACCUUCCUUUUACUAAUUGUGAGCUAAACAGAUGUAUAUUAUGUCUUUCUGUAGCCUCUGCAUACCGCUAGCUGUCAUCACACCAGUGUACAGUAGCUAAAUUUUUGGUAUAGUUCUAGCAAAUGAUAAUGUUCCCUUUUAAAGUUUCACAUUUUGGCAUGAUAUUUCAGGUUUGUGGGACCAUGAGACAAAAUUAAGUAGGAUGAUAUUCUUUAUAUCCUAUUUUAAAAGAAAUAAUGUUGAUUUACAUUUUCCUAGUUGAAAAUAGUAAUUAGGUUUCUAUGCUGUAUACUGUGUUUUUUUGGUGGCAGUUACACCAAAGAUAGAGGCAAUGGGUAGAAAUUUUUAAACUGGAAAGAAAACAUGAAUUACACUACAUUUGUAAAAUCACUUGUAAUUAUUUAGGAUAUAAGUAAAUUCGAUUCAUCUGUCUUAGCCCACUGCUAGUCUCUUAAAAAUGUCUUUAACAUAUUGUAUCUUCAUUAAAAUGGAUAUAAGUAGAUGUUUCAAAGUAAUUUAUAUUCAUGAGUUUGCUUAACAGUUUAUUUAUUGUUAUUUUUCAAACUGGAUUUUUGGGCUGCUCUCUGUCUCUCUUUAAAAUUAUAGUGGAGUUUUUGGUUUCCUAGUUGGGUGUAGGUUUCAAUGAAUGCUUUUUUUUUAUUCCAUAUGAAAAAUAGUUUUCACUGACAUUUUAAUCUUAAUUAUUUAUAAUUUCUCUAAUAAUGGUAGGUUAUAAUUGAACACUAUCAUUUAAGUAGAUGAAAAUUUGAGUUGAAAAACCAUAUCUGAUGAAUUGAUUUAACAGGUUUCAUACUAUAAAUGAGAAUGUGAUUUGUAUUUUCUAAGACUGUUGUCAGCAAGUAGCUUGUUUCCUUUUGGACAGAUGGCUCCAUCUUUGACAAAUGCUCUUCCUGGUGUCUCAUUUCAUAGGUUCAGAUUAAGGCACUGCCUUCAACUUAAGAGUUUCACUCUAGUAUUGUGUUUUUCUGAAUUUAGAAAAAUAUGUUGCCCUGAAAUAGCAAUUUUAACAUUUGAAUUCAAAUAUCACACUUCAAAUAUUUUUGGUAAAUUAUUUUUGAUAAACAUUGUCAAACAGAUUAUUAUCUUUGUUCCAGUUUGAAUAUUAUGGUUUAACUGAUAUACUUUCUCCAAGUCAUACUCUUUUUCUUUGUCUUUUGAUAAACUUCUGUUUACCACUAUCAUUUCCCCUUUUUAAUAUCCAUCAUUCUGUAAAAUCAGUGACCUCUUUUCUAAUAUGCAUUUGCCCUAUAAAAGCCAAAGAAUGGUAAAGUGAAAAAACUAGUUAUUAUGAAGCAUGUAUUUUUCUUUACUUGUUAGAGGACUAGGCCUAUAAAGAUUGAGAUGAUUAGACUUAAUACUGACACUUAUUAGUUUGUGCCUUUUACUUACUAAGAAUGAAAACAGUAGAUGGAAAGUUUUCUGUAAAAAUGAAGCCAUUUCUUUUCCAUCUUUCAAAGACGUGGCAAGAAUGGAAAUGGGAAAAGGACCUGUUAGGAUCACAAGUGUUUCAAGUGUUUUGUUCUGAAAUCUGUGUGCUGCACUUACGAGAAAUUUUUCAUUAGUAGCUGUCCUUACUUUGAAGGAGUAUAUUUCUUUUAUUAUUUUCUUUUUAUAAAAUGAACUAAGUAUAAUGUAAACUUCUGUGAAGCAAAUUUUUCUCAGUUUUUUUUUUUUUUUUUAUCUUACCAUGUUUGAAAUGUGUUUCCAUAAAACAGUGACAAUUGAAUGGAGAAAAUUCAAUCCAUUUACUGUUUAGCAUUUGUAGCCUAUAGAUGUCAAGACCUUUUGAUUGUGAUAAUACAUCAGUGUUCUAAACCUACCAGGAGUGACUUGUAAUAUGUACUUAGUGUGAUUUUUACAGUCUUUGCUGGUUCUGUGGUCUUCCUUCAAUGUACCCAUCCCCCCUACUCAGCUAGGGACCUUAUGUGCAGAGGGAUUCCCUUCUACAUAUUAAAUAUUUCUGUAACUUUGUAUUUAAAAUGCUUAAUAGACCAGUAUUAUUCUCUUCUGUUAACUACAGCUUUAAUACAUGACAUAUGUAUAAUUGAGCUUGAAAAUAUCUUUUUUUUUCAGAGCUUCAGUUAUAUGUAAGAGAAAUGACUUCCCUACAUGAUAAACUGCACAACCAUGAAAAUUAUCAGAAUUAUUUUCAAAUAUAAGGUUUAUUGGUAUAAUAGGUCAGAUUUUCAUCUGUUUAAUACACAUUAAAAGAUCACAAUUUUCAUUUUC
Molecule: messenger RNA, 5348 nt
Organism: Oryctolagus cuniculus (rabbit)
Lineage: Eukaryota; Metazoa; Chordata; Mammalia; Lagomorpha; Leporidae
Source: RefSeq, a predicted model, not a curated record